GUACUAUAUAGCAACUUCUUCCACAUGUAUGUGCAUCAUCACAUUCAGUUGUGGUAAUGGAGGAAAUUAAGCUUCUUGGAACUGCCGCAAGUUCAUUUGUCAAUAGGGUUCAGUUCGUACUCAACCUCAAAUCAAUCGAAUACAAGUUCAUCGAGGAAAAUCUCGCAUGCAAAAGUGAUCUCCUGUUGGCAUCAAACCCAGUUCUAAAGAAAAUUCCCAUUCUUUUGAAAGCAAACGAACCACCCAUUUGCGAGUCUCUAAUCAUCAUCGAGUACUUAGAAGAAAUCAAACCUGAUAUCCACCCGAUCCUUCCACCUAAACCUUCAGAUCGAGCCAAAAACCGGUUUUGGGCCAACUACAUUGACAACAAGUUUUUCCCACUGUAUUUAGAGUUAUCGUAUGCACAUGAAAGAGAAAUAGUAAAAGAUAAGAUUAUCAAAGAAUCACAAUUGUUAGAAGAAGUGUUUGUGAAAUUUAGUAAUGGGAAGGCUUAUUUUGGUGGAGAUGAAGUCGGAUAUUUGGAUGUUGUUCUUGGUUGUUUUCUGGGUUGGACAAAGUUUCAUGAGAAACGUCAUGACUUCAAGGUGUUUGAUGAAGUUCGAACCCCAAAACUUGCAGAAUGGGUAAAGCGUAUAUUGUCACACAAAGCCAUUACGGGUGUCAUGCCACAAGAAGAUAUACUCAUGGAUUACUAUAUGAUGCGACUAAAAUAGCUUUUCAAAAUCAACUUUAUAUAUCUUUCCUUUGUGUGUUUUAUUUUAUCAUAAGUAAAGAUCACCAUCGUGCUCUUUUAGUGUAUUUUCCUUAUUAUCUUUAAUUAUAUGUGUUUUGUGCUUAAAUGUAUAAUUUUUGACCAUUUUUUAAAAACUCUUAUUUGAUUACA
Messenger RNA from Lactuca sativa (garden lettuce), 883 nucleotides. Its product is annotated as glutathione S-transferase U17. The record is from RefSeq and is a predicted model, not a curated record. Gene Ontology annotation, cellular component: cytoplasm. Gene Ontology annotation, molecular function: glutathione transferase activity. Gene Ontology annotation, biological process: glutathione metabolic process. NCBI's taxonomy places the organism in Eukaryota, Viridiplantae, Streptophyta, Magnoliopsida, Asterales, Asteraceae.